CACUUGCAGCCAUUUUCUGCUCUUUGUGUGGGGUAGAUUAUUCAGCUAGUCGCUGAGAGAAACGAGAGCAUCAAUCGAUGAAAAGGCUAGAAAAACUUCAGUAAAACAUUGGAUUUUCGUCGCAGAGUGCGACAUUGUCCGCCCAAAUUUUCCUGGACGGACAUGCAAGUUACAGACUGUCCGGUUGUGUGAGUGAGCUCUUGUAGGCAUGACGACCCACGUGACCCUGGAGGAUGCUCUGUCUAACGUGGAUCUGUUGGAGGAGCUGCCCCUCCCUGACCAGCAGCCCUGCAUCGAACCUCCGCCCUCAUCCAUCAUGUACCAGGCCAAUUUCGAUACCAACUUUGAGGACAGGAAUGCGUUUGUGACGGGGAUAGCUCGCUACAUCGAGCAGGCUACUGUCCACUCUAGCAUGAAUGAGAUGCUGGAGGAGGGCCAUGAGUACGCUGUCAUGCUCUACACCUGGAGAAGCUGCUCAAGAGCUAUACCACAGGUGAAGUGUAACGAGCAGCCCAACAGGGUGGAGAUCUAUGAGAAGACUGUGGAGGUGCUGGAACCAGAGGUCACCAAGCUCAUGAAGUUCAUGUACUUCCAGCGUAAGGCCAUCGAGCGUUUCUGCGGGGAGGUGAAGCGUCUGUGCCACGCUGAGCGGAGGAAAGACUUUGUCUCUGAAGCCUACCUCCUCACCCUGGGCAAGUUCAUCAACAUGUUCGCUGUGCUCGAUGAACUCAAGAACAUGAAGUGCAGCGUCAAGAACGACCACUCUGCCUAUAAAAGGGCGGCUCAGUUCCUGAGGAAGAUGGCCGACCCUCAGUCCAUCCAGGAGUCACAGAACCUCUCUAUGUUCCUAGCCAAUCACAACAGGAUUACUCAGUGUCUGCAGCAGCAGUUGGAGGUGAUUCCUGGCUAUGAGGAGUUGUUAGCAGACAUCGUUAACAUCAGUGUUGAUUACUAUGAGAAUAAGAUGUACCUGACGCCCAGCGAGAAACACAUGCUGCUCAAGGUGAUGGGUUUUGGUCUCUAUCUGAUGGACGGUAACGUCAGUAACAUCUACAAACUAGAUGCCAAGAAGAGGAUCAACCUGGGAAAGAUCGACAAGUUCUUCAAGCUCCAGGUGGUGCCUCUGUUUGGAGACAUGCAGAUAGAACUGUCGCGCUACAUAGAGACCAGCGCUCACUACGAGGAGAACAAGUCUAAGUGGACGUGUACCCAGAGCUCCAUCUCUCCCCAGUACAACCUGUGUGAGCAGAUGGUUCAGAUUCGUGACGACCACAUCCGGUUCAUCUCUGAGCUGGCUCGCUACAGUAACAGUGAGGUAGUGACCGGGUCAGGCCUGGACAGUCAGAAGUCAGACGAGGAGUACAGGGAACUGUUUGACCUGGCACUCAGAGGGUUACAGCUGCUGUCCAAGUGGAGCACACACGUCAUGGAAGUGUACUCUUGGAAGUUGGUUCACCCGACAGAUAAGUUCUGUAACAAGGACUGUCCCGGCACAGCGGAGGAGUAUGAGAGAGCUACACGUUACAACUACACGUCAGAGGAGAAGUUUGCCCUGGUCGAGGUCAUCGCCAUGAUCAAGGGGCUGCAGGUGUUGAUGGGCCGUAUGGAGAGUGUAUUCAACCAGGCUAUAAGGAACACCAUCUAUGCAGCCCUGCAGGACUUUGCCCAGAUGACCCUCAGAGAGCCUCUACGUCAGGCCGUACGCAAGAAGAAGAACGUUCUCAUCAGUGUCCUGCAGGCCAUCCGUAAGACCAUCUGUGACUGGGAGGGGGCUCGGGAGCCUCCCAAUGACCCCUGUCUCAGGGGGGAGAAGGACCCCAAGGGAGGGUUCGACAUCAAGGUGCCCCGCCGAGCUGUGGGACCCUCGAGCACACAGCUGUACAUGGUUCGUACCAUGCUGGAGUCGUUGAUAGCCGAUAAGAGUGGUUCUAAGAAGACUCUACGCAGCAGUCUGGACGGACCCAUAGUACUGGCUAUAGAAGACUUCCACAAACACUCCUUCUUCUUCACACACCUGCUCAACUUCAGCGAGGCACUGCAGCACUGCUGUGACCUGUCUCAGCUGUGGUUCAGAGAGUUCUUCCUGGAGCUGACCAUGGGUCGCAGGAUCCAGUUCCCAAUCGAGAUGUCCAUGCCCUGGAUCCUCACAGACCACAUACUGGAGACCAAGGAGCCAUCCAUGAUGGAGUAUGUGUUGUACCCUCUGGACCUCUACAAUGACAGUGGCUACUACGCUCUGACCAAGUUCAAGAAACAGUUCCUCUACGAUGAGAUAGAGGCUGAGGUGAACCUGUGCUUCGAUCAGUUUGUCUACAAACUGGCAGACCAGAUAUUUGCCUACUACAAAGCCAUGUCUGGAAGUGUCCUCCUGGACAAGCGUUUCAGGGCAGAGUGUAAAAACUAUGGUGUGAUCAUCCCCUACCCCCCCUCCAACCGUUAUGAGACCCUGCUCAAACAGAGACACGUACAGCUCCUGGGUCGCUCCAUCGAUCUGAACCGUCUGAUCACCCAGAGGAUCUCAGCAGCCAUGUACAAGUCUCUGGACCAGGCCAUCAGCCGCUUUGAGAGUGAAGACCUCACCUCCAUAGUGGAGUUGGAGUGGCUGAUGGACAUCAACAGACUGACUCAUCGUCUGCUCUCGAAGCACAUGACCCUGGACAGCUUCGACGCCAUGUUCCGCGAGGCCAACCACAAUGUGUCCGCCCCCUACGGACGCAUCACGCUCCAUGUCUUCUGGGAACUCAACUUUGACUUCCUCCCCAACUACUGCUACAACGGCUCCACCAACCGCUUCGUGCGGACUGCCAUCCCCUUUACCCAGGAGCCUCAGCGAGACAAGCCGGCCAACGUGCAGCCGUACUACCUGUACGGGUCUAAGCCUCUGAACAUUGCCUACUCACACAUCUAUAGCUCCUACAGGAACUUUGUAGGUCCGCCCCACUUCAAGACCAUCUGCCGUCUCCUUGGUUACCAGGGCAUCGCCGUGGUGAUGGAGGAACUGCUCAAGAUAGUCAAGAGCCUGUUGCAGGGCACUAUCCUGCAGUAUGUGAAGACUCUGAUCGAGGUCAUGCCCAAGAUCUGUCGCCUGCCGCGCCACGAGUACGGAUCCCCAGGUAUCCUGGAGUUCUUCCACCACCAGCUGAAGGACAUUAUAGAGUACGCUGAGCUGAAGACUGAUGUCUUCCAGAGUCUCAGGGAGGUGGGGAACGCCAUCCUCUUCUGUCUGCUCAUCGAACAAGCUCUGGUGUCCCAGGAGGAGGUGUGUGACCUGCUUCAUGCAGCCCCCUUCCAGAACAUCCUCCCUAGGGUCUACAUCAAAGAGGGGGAGCGUCUGGAAGUCAGGAUGAAGAGGCUGGAGGCUAAAUAUGCUCCUCUCCACCUGGUGCCCCUCAUCGAGAGGCUGGGGACCCCUCAGCAAAUAGCCAUAGCCCGUGAGGGGGAUCUCUUGACCAAGGAGCGUCUUUGCUGUGGCCUGUCUAUGUUCGAGGUGAUCCUCACAAGGAUCCGUAGUUUCCUGCAGGACGCCGUGUGGCGAGGCCCGCCCCCCACCAACGGCGUGAUGCACGUUGAUGAGUGUAUGGAGUUCCACCGCCUCUGGAGCGCCAUGCAGUUUGUUUACUGCAUCCCCGUCGGCACUCACGAGUUCACCGCAGAGCAGUGUUUUGGUGACGGGCUGAACUGGGCAGGCUGUUCCAUCAUCGUGCUGUUGGGUCAGCAGCGCCGCUUCGACCUGUUUGACUUCUGCUACCACCUGCUCAAGGUGCAGAGGCAGGACGGCAAGGACGAGAUCAUCAAGAACGUGCCCCUGAAGAAGAUGGCUGAUCGCAUCAGGAAGUACCAGAUCCUGAACAACGAGAUCUUUGCCAUCCUCAACAAGUACAUGAAAGCUGUGGAGAGCGAUAGUUCCACCGUGGAGCAUGUCCGCUGCUUCCAGCCACCUAUACACCAGUCCCUGGCCACAACAUGCUGAGAAGAACACACACACGCUACAAACAUACAUGCUACACACACAUGUGCUACACACAUAAACCACACAUGUCCCACACACACAUACGCACCAACCCAAAUCAUCACCACACAGUCUGCCUCUCUUUGGCCUUGAACUCAGACUCUCAGAGCCUUAGAUUUCAAGAGUUCUGUCUGAAUGUACACCAUUUUGGCACCAAAUAUUCCAUACCAAUGACAUUCCAAUUUGCAUUCUAGAAUGCAACUGUCUUGGAACUUUUGGUGGCAACAUGGCGCCCAUUAAAAAGUCUAAAUCUCAAACUGAGUUUUCUGAAGUCUGAAUAUCUUAGGCCCGUAACCACAAGCUAGUUUUAGCGGUGUGGGUGUUUCCAGAUGGUAGUUUUCUGUACUCAACCCAUGUGGCUCACAUACCCAGACUCUGCAUGCCUUCUCCUGUCCGAGGGAUGGGUUUAGAGAGACACAACUACCAAUGCAGAUCUGCAGUAACACUGCUUACCCUCUAGUCACAAUCAACAGUCUAUCAGAUAUCUCUGAGAGACCAUUUAAACAACAAUCAACAGUCUAUAAUAUCUCUGAGAGACCAUUUAGUGAGCAACAACAAUCAACCUACAUAAAAGAUGAUAGAUAUGCUGGAAUAAUCUCCAAAACCUCAACGCACACAAAUAAUCUGAUUCUGAAAUGACCUAUAACCUGAGAUUAUUAUUUCAUAGAUGACAUAUGACUCCUGAGUGGCGCAGUGGUCCUGGUUCGAAUCCAGGCUCUGUCGCAGCCGGCCGCGACCGGGAGACUCAUGG
Messenger RNA from Coregonus clupeaformis (lake whitefish), 4760 nucleotides. It is a transcript of the gene cyfip2, whose product is annotated as cytoplasmic FMR1 interacting protein 2. The transcript is spliced from 30 exons. NCBI's taxonomy places the organism in Eukaryota, Metazoa, Chordata, Actinopteri, Salmoniformes, Salmonidae. Gene Ontology annotation, cellular component: neuron projection; synapse. Gene Ontology annotation, biological process: cell projection assembly; apoptotic process; axon guidance. Bases 209 to 3970 code for a protein of 1253 amino acids. Gene Ontology annotation, molecular function: small GTPase binding. The record is from RefSeq and is a predicted model, not a curated record.